Messenger RNA from Cyclospora cayetanensis, 5445 nucleotides. RefSeq lists its product as uncharacterized. The coding region runs from base 1 to 5445 and encodes 1814 amino acids. Gene Ontology annotation, biological process: intraciliary retrograde transport; protein localization to cilium. Gene Ontology annotation, cellular component: intraciliary transport particle A. The transcript is spliced from 17 exons. NCBI's taxonomy places the organism in Eukaryota, Apicomplexa, Conoidasida, Eucoccidiorida, Eimeriidae. Gene Ontology annotation, molecular function: protein binding. The record is from RefSeq and is a predicted model, not a curated record.
AUGGACGCAGAGGUCUCGGCACGCUUGCACUGCAGUCUCCAUUUCGCGCUGGAGAACCGCCUGCUCAGUGCUGCGCUAGGGAUUUGCAACAGGGGAGACUUCUAUGAGGCGCAGGGCGAAUUCUCCAUUUGGCGGAUCGUAGCCCUUGCCAUGGAUUUUCGUUUUAAGUCGGCACUUGAAUUGCUGGAACGCCUGGUGGAGAAGUACCAACAGCAGGGAGGCCUACCGCAUCUCCCGCUACGCGAACUCCGUCUGUCUUUGCUCGAUCUAUGGGCAAAGUCCGAGUAUGCGGAACAUUCCCCAACGAGUCAUGACUUUCUUCCGUUAGACUGCAUUCGCUUACAUUUAAUUUUCGUUUUGGCAGACACGUCACUUCUGCAAGAACCUGCUGCACUGCAAGCCACUUACUGUUGCUACAAAUGCAGGCAGACUGAUGGUUCUCCUCCUCAGAAGAGCACGAGCACCACGACGACCUCUUCAGCUUUCGGUUUGGAGGAUGAUAAGAGCAGACUUAUAAUGGCGUCUGCUCUGAUGCACUUCGGGGACCUUCCAAAGGCUGCAGGAAUCCUUGAGGUAAUCAAAAACACAGGCCAAUGCUGCACUGCAUUGCACGAUCCGACUGCUGCUCAAGGCGUCCCUAGCCAGUCAACCCAUACGGCGGCCACCAAAAUAAGAAUUUACUACAAGUGGUUGCAGGCAGUCAUGCGAAAUAGUUCUUAUGCCUAUUCUCAGGAAGUGCAAGAUGACACAGAAGAGCGACUGUGCGUCAAGGGGUGGCUGAAUUUGGCUGUUCAUGAUUGCAACGAAAAGGAUGCGCCGAAGCAGCAGGCGCUUGUAGCUGCAGAGCGCUGCUUUUAUCUAGCGCAGCAGAAAGGCCUCUGUUCCCGCAAAGGCACAGCGGCCCCUCGUACCUUCCUUGGUAUCGCAGAGGCACUCGACAUCCUCACCGACUUGGGGUCCAGGGAGCCAUGGCUAGCUGGCGCGCAGCUACAGCAGGCUGUACUGUUGCUAUCCGUCUCUCGGUGGGGUGAAGCAGCAGCGGCAGCAGCGGCUGCUGCUGCGCCGAAAAUGUCUGGAGGACAAAGUGAGGUCCAGCAGCCUGCGGCUUUGCUUCUGACGCUAAUCCGUUUGUGCAGUGGCGGCACCGAGGCUAAGGAAGAACCUUGCCGUGCUAGCCCCCUUCGCAGCCUUGCCGAUUCGUUUAACUCAGAUGUGCGCUACAUCCCUGAGAGCCCUCGUCACAGUACUCUAGUUGGCUUCUUGGGAAUCCUUCCACACGGACCUCUGCAGUGCGAACUGUGGAGCGUUUCGAGGAGGCCGACUUACGAAUGUGAUCAGGAGCCACCAGGGUUCCACUUCGCCUUGGAAGUCUCCAAAGCCCUGUGCGGAUGCAUGAGCUGGCUUUACACCGACCGCCAUGGCUGUGCCACACAUCACCGCAACGAAGACAUUGUAGAGGCCACGUUGGCUGUAGUCCGUGCUGGAGGCCUCUCUUUGAAGGCUUUGAGUGAAGCAGAAGAGGGAUGGUCUGAUCACGCAGCCGCAAUAUUCCGAGCUUACAGCGAAGAAGGCGCCUGGCAGCUGCUGCUGGCAGGGAAGCCCGUGGAAGCUGAAGGAGAGUUUUCUGACCUUGCUGAUGCAGUUUCGAUACCACAGCAGAAGCAGGUUGCCUUAGAGGGGGCGACCCUUGCUUUGCUCCUGCAGGCCAAAGACAAAGAAGCUACUGAACGCCUUAAACAGGCUGAGAGCCUCUCAGUAAGUGCUUCACGAAAAGCGCAGCAAUCGCCUGGCACAUCUGCCCUUCUUGUUGCAGCCACCAAAUGGCGCGCGCAACUGCAAGAUGCUUGCGGCUUCCGGUUGUACGCUGCACUGAAUCCCAACUUUUGGCUCAUUAUCUCAGCACGUGUCUUGAACACAGUUGCUGUAGCCAUGGCAGGGAACGCCCCCACAAAGGACAGGUGGCAACGUUUACCUGGAUUCUUCAGUGCCACGGAACCCCUUACAGCCUCCAAGCUUCAAGAGCACAGCGCUGUGACUGAGCUGUUGAACAUUGUACGGGAAAUCCUACAGACUCUGCUACAACACGUCCCAGCCCACCAUGAUGCGCGGGUGCUCCUUGCGCGCACACUUCUGCUACGUGGGGAAUUGCAUCGUUGCAGCGAGCUACUGAGUGCUUAUGACAAUGAGGGCUUUAGUCAGACUCCCAAAACCCUGCUGCUUCUCGUGCACGCGCGUUGCCUAUCUUUAGCUGGCAAGCCGAAGCUCGGCCUAGACAAAGUGCAAGCCGCUCAUGCUGAAGUUAGUUUAGCGAUUUGCAGCGGAUAUAAUUUGCCUGUUUGCGUACUGGCGCCGGUUGGCUCAACUGUUGUGCGUGGGUUGCUGCAUCUUUUCUUGGUCCCUGUAGCGAAGCUUGAGGCCCAGGCUGGGGUCUCCGCUAAUAGCCUAACAACACUAGAGCAAGCGCUCGGAUGUUGCUGUCUAGCGAUUGCUGCCAAAGGCCACAUUUCCAAUGAGUUACCCCGCGAAGGGUCACCGUCUGGGGAACGUCGGGAUAGGAUCUGUCGAUGUAACGAAUGUGCGGCGCGAAGCAAAACUGUCGCAAGGGGUAUUCUAGGUCUCUCGCCCCUGCCUCUGCACUGUACAAUCUGCGAAAGGCUGUCAGCGCAACUGCUAAAGGUCGAGCUUUUGGGGCAAGCAAAGCGCAAAGAGGAAGGGCAAGCGCUGCUGGAAUCAGUGGCUGCGGAGUUUGGCUUCCCCUCCGGCCUAUGCAGCAGCGAUCCAGCUGGUGGAAGCAGUCAGUCUGACAGCACUAAAUGCGAGAAUGAUAAAAAAGAUGGGGAGGGAGAGGCAUGGGUAAAGGAUCAAAUCCUCCUGGUAGCCGCGCAGCACGCAGCAAGGUCUGAUGACGCACAGCGAGCCCUGGAGCUGCUCAGCCUGAUUGGCAGAGAUUCACCCAGCAGCGCUGAGGCCCAUAUCGCUAGAGCUGAAGUCUACAAAGACUUGCUUGCAGAUGAUGCCGCUGCGGUACGCAGUCUGCGUCGUGUAGUGCUACAGCUUCACCUCAGUGGAAGUGCGGCUCUUAGGGCCGGAGAACUGCUCUUGAAACUGCAGCAUCCAAAGGAUGCUUCCAUUGCAUUUGUAAAGGCUCUUGCACUACAUCCAGAUAACAGAGAAAUUGUUCUCCAGCUAAGAGGCGCGCGAUUGAUGUGUGCUCCUAUCGCAGUCAGCAGCCUACGGGCAGCGCAUUACUUCGAGGAAGCAGCAACUCGAGCUCAUAACGAGCUACAGAAGCAACCGAGCGACUGGCUUCUGUUGCUACAGCUGGUGGAGUUGCUGCAUAUGCUAGGGAGGCAUCGGGCAGCCUUGAAGGCAACGGCGCCGCUCAGUCAUCAAGAAGCCAUUACAGGAAAAGGCUCUGAGCUACUAACAAAGCUGCGUAUUCUCCUAGUAAAGGCCGCCUCCCUGGCAGCCGCUUCCGCGCAGCCUCAGACAGCAGUGGGAGAUGACUCCGAGCAACUCAACGCAAUAAGCUUGCUAAGACGGCUGCAAUCGAAAGUCUUAGCUCUGCUAGCAGACAGCGAAGGCAGGACGGCCCCAGUAACCAAUCGCCGAGACACUCUUCGGCGACUAUCAGCUUCCAACCAAAGGCGUAGCAGCGAAGUACCUGGAGCCAAGCAGCAGCUGCUCUGUGACGUGUCCAAACAGCUGAUCAAGCUGCUGUGGCAGCGCCAAAAGAACCCCACCGCAGCAGAAAUCGUUUGCAACGAGGCUCUCCAUUACAACGCAGCGGACGUGGAACUUCAUGAGCUUCGCUGCCGAGUGUCUUUACAGUUGGGUCGUACGCAGGAGGCCGAGCAGGCUAUAAGAGAUAUCCGGGAAAUUGAACCAAACAAUCCGGCAGUUGCCGAGCUGCAGGUCCAGUUGAUAGCCGCUGCCUUACCACAAGACCCUCAGUGCCUGACCGACAUCGUAUCACAUGCAUUACAACUGGUGCGACAGCCUCGAAUCUCUUUUGCAGCGGUGGAAGGAGCGCUUCUACUGCUUCGCAGACGCGGAUUGUUAGAUGACUGCGAGGAGGUCUGCGCCCGUCUCCGGCAAAAGCCAAGGAACGAGCAACAGGAUCAACAAUGCCAGCCACAGAGACAGAACCACGAAGAGCAGCAUAGCAGCCUGGGGGAAAAGCCUUUUGGUGCUUGUGGAUUCAAUAGGUGGCGUUGCCGUCCAACUGUGGCAAUGCAGAUGUUCGCUGCGGCAAGAGACCGUCUCGAAUUCAGGGAGCGUUGCAUGCAACAGCUGCUAGAGCUCCUCUUGCGACCUUACGGGUUCCUUGACUCAGAUUGGAUGCAACAGGUCUCUGUACGAAGGCGCAUCGCGGCGUUCUUCUCCAAUGCAGCAGCAGGGUUUGAUUCAGCCGUUGCAGCAGCUGCUACUGCAGCUGAAGUGCUUGUAUCUCAUCCUUGGGAAGGAAAAGAUCACAACCAGUUGAAGGAGCUUUUGCGGUUGCCCGCCGCUGCUGCACAUCAAAAUGCGGAGGCGACUCCUCAGAUGCACAGCACGAGUGUUAUAGUCGCUGCUGCAAAUGAACUUCUAGCUUUUUGGGAGAAAGGCCUCGGGGCCUCUCCAGACCCCACUCAGCAGUACAAGCUGCAGCUUUACCGUUGCGAGCUGGCUCUGCUAUCUCGAUGCCGCGCUGAUGCUGAGGCUGCGUUGCAGCAAGUCAAGCAACUGCUGCAGUCGCUCGAGCAGCAGCAGCUUCAUCAGCCCCAAAUGCAUGCACUUUUUGUAGCAGCGGAGGCGUAUAUUGUAUUGAGACAGCCGGAACGUGCGCGAGCAACCUUACAGCAAGCAAUAGACAUGCAAAAGAAUUAUACAGCAGCAGAAGCACCAAAUCCCAUUGACCAUGCUGAAGAGUCAGCACGCGCGCAGUUAUUGCUGGCAGAACUCUUACUAGCUGAUAGGCAGCUGGACGCAGCAGCUACAGCCGUCUCACAGGCUGUCUGCACACUGGGUCCUACGUACAAGGCAUCCGAGUUGCUUGCAAAGAUAGCUCAGAAGCAGAAGAAACAUGCAGAUGCUAUGGCACACUUGGCCGAGGCGCGGACGCUGCACCCACACCACCACCAAGUUAUGCUGCGCUUGGCUAUGUUGCACCUGCAACAGCAGCAGCCUUUACAUGCGCUCUCCAUUUGCAACUGCCAAGCCAAAGGGAUUUCGAAUCUCGGGCAAACAGCGUGCGCAGCUUACCCAAGACAGUGCUUGGCGGGGCUCUGCGCCUAUAAAAAAUGCAUGUUGGCACUCGUUAAUGCAGUGGCUAUGAACCUUGCAGAGAGGAGAUGGAUAUCACAACAAGGCAUGCGACAACCGGUGUUGCGCACGCCGGUGUUAUUACUUCAAAAUAAGAUAAAGUCCGGCACAACUACCAGCGCCCUAGAGAUGACCGCCUAG